Molecule: messenger RNA, 1719 nt
Organism: Maudiozyma barnettii
Lineage: Eukaryota; Fungi; Ascomycota; Saccharomycetes; Saccharomycetales; Saccharomycetaceae
Gene: POL4
Product: DNA-directed DNA polymerase IV
Exons: 1
Coding region: 1-1719 (572 amino acids)
Biological process (GO): double-strand break repair via nonhomologous end joining
Cellular component (GO): nucleus
Molecular function (GO): DNA binding; DNA-directed DNA polymerase activity
Source: RefSeq, a predicted model, not a curated record
AUGUUAUUUGACAAGGUGAAUUUUUUGUUCCUUCCAAAUAAUGAAACAGGAUCUAUAGGUGUAAUAUCUAAGUCCAUCAUACAAAAUGGCGGUAAAAUAAUUUCAUCUUAUAAAGAAAUUGACCAAAAUACUGUGGUAUUAAUAAAUGACACAUAUAUAGAUACUCAAGAGAAUAAACUUAUACGCCAGGAACUAUUUAGAAGAGAGUUUACUCUUGAAUAUGAUAAGUUGAUCCAAAUAAUAGAAGCAAAGGGUCUGAAAUGUAUACCCACAAGUACUAUACCCAAAUGUAUUGAGGAAGAUAAAUUAGACCUAAGCCAAUAUUCAAAAAUGUCUCAAUUAUGUGGAAUCAUUCAUAUCUCGGAUGAAUCGAGACCCUUAUCCAGUAAUAAAUCCUCUGAGGAAAGUACAGAUGUGUCCUUUGAUUCAACAGAUUCAAAUAGCCGACCAUACGCUCAACUUAUAAAUGUAUCGCCAGCGCAAGAGGAAAAGAUUGGUAAAUCCAAAAUUAUGAGAACUCAAAAUGACAACAGACUCCUGAUUAAUGCUAUGGGGAAACUGUUCACGAAAUACAGUUCUGAAGGUGAUGUAUUCCGUGCACGUAGUUAUAAAUUGGCGAAAGCAUCAAUUGAGAAUACUCCCUUUCGAAUCAAAUCUGGAGAUGAUGCACGGAGGAACCUUAAACAUAUAGGACCUAGUAUUGCCAGGAAAAUACAGCUUAUUUUGGAUCAAGGGUAUUUGGCAGGUUUAAACGAAACUUUGGAGUUAUCAAGUCACUUGAAUUACUUUAUGCAUUGUUACGGCGUAGGAGCAAAUCUUGCAAAACGUUGGGAUAUCUUAAAUCUUAAAACGUUUGAUGAUGUUGUAAAAAAUUCACCUCAUGAUAUUCUUAAGCAGUGGCCUAUUCUUCUAGGAUGGGCUUAUUAUGAGGAUUGGGGGAAGAUGAUACCCCGAAAAGAAUGUGAGGAACAUCUUAAAAUUGUUCGAUCAGCAUUAAGGCAGAUAUCCUCAAAAUGUGAAGUUGAGAUAUUAGGCAGUUAUAUAAGAGGAAAAGAAAAUUGUGGUGAUAUUGAUCUAUUAUUUUACAGUAAAGAUUGUAACGAUACAGGGGAACUAGGGCCAGUUAUGGCAGGUGUCGUUUUAGAAUUAGUCAGACAAAGGUAUGUUCAAUGUACUUUACAGAUGGACUCAAAUAUAGAGGAGUAUAUGGGACCCAUGAUUCAAGAAUUAUUCGAAACAUGUAAAAUGCAAGUAUCAAAAGCCACAACUCACCAUUGGAGAGAAGAUAAAAUUCUAAAGAAGUAUUUUCUGGGGGUGAAAUUGGAUCAAAAUAAAUACCGCCAGUAUUAUUCAGAUAAAUUAAAUGAAGAGUGCAAAAAACUGGAAAAGAUAGACAGCUAUCUGUCAAAAAGCUCAAAUAAUUCCCCAGAUAUGCCUGUCUGUCGGCGACUUGAUUUCUUUUGUUGUAAGUGGUCUGAAUUGGGUGCUGCGAGACUUCAUUACACGGGUUCUGGUGAAUUUAAUAGAUGGUUACGGUUACGAGCUAUAUCGCAAGGUCUCAGUCUUACGCAACAUGGUCUUUUCAAAGAAAAUAAACUUAUUGAAAGUUACGAUGAAAAGAAUAUCUUUAAAUGUCUUGGAUUGAACUACAUUGAACCUCAUAAUAGAACAGAAGGACAAUGGGAUCGUUAUAUAUUCAACACAGGGUCUAAUAUAUAG